This is a messenger RNA of Caenorhabditis bovis, 2523 nucleotides long. NCBI's taxonomy places the organism in Eukaryota, Metazoa, Nematoda, Chromadorea, Rhabditida, Rhabditidae. The record is from the annotation of a GenBank genome assembly.
AUGGCCAUUUUUUUGCAGGGCCGUCUUCAUUGGAUGGAAGAUUACAAGUACCUUUUUAAGGUCGUACUUGUAGGAAAUGCGGGAGUUGGCAAGACAUGUCUAGUCCGCAAGUUCACACAAGGAAUCUUUCCUCCAGGUCAAAGUGCUACGAUAGGCGUUGAUUUUAUGAUAAAGACGGUAAAAGUCGGAAAUGAUAAAAUAAAGCUUCAAAUUUGGGAUACCGCUGGGCAAGAACGAUUUCGAUCGAUUACGCAGAGUUAUUAUAGAAGUGCUCACGCGAUCGUACUUGUCUACGAUGUCGCAUGUCAACCUUCGUUCGAUUGCCUUCCUGAAUGGCUUGGAGAAAUUGAAAGCUAUGCAAAUCGGAGGGUUUUGAAAAUCUUAGUUGGUAAUAAAGUGGAUAAAGGUGAAGAAAGGGAAGUGCCGGAGCGAAUCGGACGCGAUUUUUCAGAGAUGAAUAACUUUGAUUAUUUCUUGGAAACAUCGGCGUUAGACGCGACAAAUGUUGAUCAACUUUUUGAACAAGUCGCCACAAGACUCACAAAUGACAUGAAAGUUACAGAUGAACGACUCACUCAAUAUCGCGCCGAUACCUCCGCAAAUACGCCGAAUGGCGGCGCAAUAAAACUGAUGGAUCGCGCCCAAAGUGUCUACAAUAUGCAUCGAUUAGAAAUCAGAAACGCCAUCAGAAUGUAUUCAAAGGCAAAUCAACCCGCUUCCGCCAAAAUAACUCCGUCUCAUCAUACCCAAUACAUGCAUGCGAAAACUGGCGGAUUCAGUCAAGCGGCUCCCACACUUCACAAUCCUUACAAAGAUGAUCCGAUUUUGGAUCGGGCUCUUCGACGAAUGCUUCCUCAAGAAUGUUAUGAAAAGGUUGCGUCGGAUUUGGCACGAUUCGGUGAUCGAGUUGUUUCCGAGAUUGAGCAGCUUGGUCGUCAAGCUGAGCUCGAACAACCGAAGUUAGAGCAACAGGAUGCCUGGGGCAAACGAAUUGAUAAAUUAGUUGUUUGCAAAGAAUGGUAUCGGCUAAAACAAAUUUGCGCCGAAGAAGGAAUUAUUGCAAUUGGAUAUGAAAAAGAUCAAGAUCCUUAUGUACAAAGACUUCAUCAAAUUUCUAAACUUUUCCUAUUCGCUCCAUCUGCUGGUCUUGUCACUUGUCCAAUGGCAAUGACCGAUGGAGCUGUUAAAACAUUGACGGCAUUAAACUUAAAUGGCAAACACAAAUUGGCCACUGAAGCGAUUGAAAGAUUGCAAUCACGAGAUCCGAAGCGCGCGUGGACCAGCGGCCAAUGGAUGACGGAGAAAAAAGGAGGAAGCGAUGUUGCUGGAGGAUGCGAUACCUAUGCGAUUAACAUCGAAGGCGAUAAAUACCGACUUCACGGAUACAAAUGGUUCAGUUCCGCGGUCGAUGCUGAUAUUGCUCUCACACUGGCAAGAGUUGUCGAUGCUGACGGCAACGCGGUUGCAGGUUCACGAGGACUUUCCCUGUUCUUAUUGCGAAUUCGAGAUGACGAUGGCAAUUUGAAUGGAAUUCAAAUGGUUCGCCUGAAGAACAAACUUGGCACGAAACAAUUGCCAACAGCCGAGCUUCUCCUUGACGGAGUUAUUGCAUAUAAGAUUGGCGAACAAGGACGAGGUGUUGCCGGAAUCUCGAACAUGCUAAAUAUCACCCGAAUUCAUAACUCUGUCGCUUCUUUGGGAUUCAUGAGAAGAAUUAUCUCUCUGGCUCGUGAUUAUGCCACGAAGCGAAUCGUGUUCGGUCAACCUCAAGCAAAAUGGCCACUUCACACUUCGACGAUCGCCAAAAUGGAAGUCGAUGUUCGUGGAACAAUGCUGCUUUUACUUGAAUCUGCUCGUCUUUUAGGAUUGUCGGAGGCUGGAAAAUGUACAGACGUCGAGGCGUUGCUUUUGAGAUUAAUUACACCUGUCUUGAAGCUUUACGCAGGAAAACAGGCAGUGCCAUUGGUUUCUGAAGGAAUUGAGUGUUUUGGCGGACAAGGGUACAUGGAAGAUACCGGUUUGCCGACGUUACUACGCGAUGCUCAAGUAACUCCAAUUUGGGAAGGAACGACAAAUGUGCUAUCUUUGGAUGUCUUGCGAGUAUUUUCUGGAAGGGACAACGUUCUUCAAGCUUUUGGAAAACGUGUAGAACAAUUACUACAAAAUGCCAAAACUGAUAAUGAGAAAUUGAACAAAUCGAAGGAGGAAAUUCGAAAAGCUUUGAAAACCCUUCAAACAUUGCUUAUCAAGGCAAGUGAUUCCGCUUUAAACGAUUCGGUUCGAAUUGAUAGUGUUGCCAGAGAUAUUUCGUUCGCCAUCGCCAGAAUCUAUGCGGGAAGUUUGCUCAUCGAAUUCGCAUCAGAUGAAGGAAUCGCGAAUGCAACGGAUGCCGAAGUUGCUUAUCGAUGGUGCUGCGAACAGCCGCUAGUCAAUCUAAGAUGGGAGUGGUUCUCGAACGAUCGCGUUAAAGCCGAUCGUAAUAUCGUAUACGAGUCAUUUGCAGGAAAACAGAGUAAAUUGUAA